Molecule: messenger RNA, 687 nt
Organism: Selaginella moellendorffii
Lineage: Eukaryota; Viridiplantae; Streptophyta; Lycopodiopsida; Selaginellales; Selaginellaceae
Exons: 3
Coding region: 1-687 (228 amino acids)
Source: RefSeq, a predicted model, not a curated record
AUGGCCGUCGCGCGGGGCGGAGGAGGAGCGAAUGCUGCGAAUGGAGUGGCGGCGCUGGAUCAUCCACCGCCGGCGCAGCAGCAGCAGCAGCGGCAGGAAUGCGCGGGAUUCAUGGCGCUCGCUCGCGAUUACUUGGGCGAGCUCGUUUCGGGAUCCAAGCAGGGCAGGGACAGCGUCUUGGCAAGGAUGCGAGCUCUGGCCUACGAUAAAGGCCCCAGAGCCCAAAUCGCCGCUAGGCAAACCAUGGCGGAUCUCCAUCGCUGGAUGCAGGAGAGCGGCCAUCUCAAGAUCACCCUUCUUGGUGCUGUUGGGCUGGUUGGAUUGGCGGCAUUGGCAGCGCUCGCAACGUUUGUGGUGGUGUUCGUAUCAGCGACCGCAAAUGCGAUGAUGAUCAGCUUGAUACUCUCGAUCUCGCUGGUGGGAUUUUUGAUGGCUUCCUUCUUCACGUCCCUCACGGCUGUGUAUGUUGGAGCGCUCCUGGCGGCCGGAGUUACCAUCUCCAGCCUCACAUUCUUUAGCAUCUGCGGGAUGAUCAUGGCUGCCGGAUGGUUCACGUUUUCGUGGGGGAUUUGGAACUUCGUCCGGAAGAUCUUCCAGAUUGUAAGAUACUCGGCUGGAUCCGUGUGGAGCGCGCUAUCAUCGCAGCCAGCGGCAGAGAUCAGUGUCGAGAGCCUCAAGCAGCAGUAA